Molecule: messenger RNA, 1290 nt
Organism: Drechmeria coniospora
Lineage: Eukaryota; Fungi; Ascomycota; Sordariomycetes; Hypocreales; Ophiocordycipitaceae
Product: glycosyltransferase family 50
Exons: 3
Coding region: 1-1290 (429 amino acids)
Biological process (GO): GPI anchor biosynthetic process
Cellular component (GO): glycosylphosphatidylinositol-mannosyltransferase I complex; membrane
Molecular function (GO): alpha-1,4-mannosyltransferase activity; GPI mannosyltransferase activity
Source: RefSeq, a predicted model, not a curated record
AUGGGCCUCGAGAUCUCGCCCUUGCUGCGCCCGGCGCCUCUCUUCCUCGUCGCCGCUGCCCUCCGUCUCGUCCUGCUUCUCUAUGGCACCUGGCAAGAUGCCCAUUCGGCCUUCAAAUAUACCGAUAUCGAUUACCUCGUCUUCACCGAUGCCGCCCGCUACCUCCUCCCGCCGUCGUCGCCUUCGCCGGCAUCCGACCCGGUGGCCAGCCAGACGCCUUACGCCCGCGAUACCUAUCGCUACACGCCCCUGCUCGCAUGGCUCCUCCUUCCCACCGCCCUCCACCCCUGGCUCUUCUCCUUCGGCAAGGUCGUCUUCGCCCUCGCCGACCUCCUCGCCGGCUGGCUCAUCCUCCGUAUCCUGCACAACCCGCACCGGCCGGCCAUGAGCCCGCGCCGCGCCGCCGCCUUUGCCGCCCUCUGGCUCUGGAAUCCCAUGGUCGCCACCAUUAGCACCCGCGGUAGCUCCGAGGGCCUCCUCGGCGUCCUCACCAUGGCCCUGCUCUGGGCCGUCGAGGCGAGGCGCGUGACCAUCGCCGCCGUCGUCCUCGGCCUCGCCGUCCACUUCAAGAUAUAUCCCUUCAUUUACGGCCCCGCCAUCCUGUGGUGGAUGGACGAGGAGCAUCUGGGAAAGCCGUCGAGGCCAGCGUCGACUUCCUUCGCCGAGGCCGUCGUCCGCUUUUGCUCGCCCGAGCGGAAACGCCUCGUCGUCAUCAGCCUGGCCACUUUCUUUGCCCUCAACUUCCUCAUGUACUCCAUGUACGGCACCCCGUUCCUCGUACACACCUAUUUCCACCACGUUACCCGCGUCGAUCAUCGUCACAACUUCUCCCCCUACAAUAUCCUCCUCUAUCUCACCUCGGCUCAUCCCCCCUCGUCGUCCUCGCUGCGCAUCGAGUCUCUCGCCUUCUUGCCCCAACUCGCCCUCUCAUGCGUCCUCAUCCCCUUCGUCCUCGCCAAGAAAGAUCUCGCCACGUCCAUGAUGGCGCAGACAUUUGCCUUUGUCACCUUCAACAAGGUCUGCACCUCGCAGUACUUUCUUUGGUACAUGAUCUUCCUGCCCCUCUACCUCCCCCGCUCAUCCUUGCUCCGGAAACCCUUCCUGGGAAUAUCCGCCCUCAUCCUCUGGGUUGCAUCCCAGACUGCCUGGCUGCAGCAGGGCUACGAGCUGGAAUUUCUCGGCCAGAGCACCUUCUUUCCCGGUUUGUGGCUCGCCUCCUUGGCCUUCUUUCUCGUAAAUUGCUGGAUUCUCGGCAUCAUCAUCGGCGAUGCCGAGCUCGACUACAAGUAA